Molecule: messenger RNA, 777 nt
Organism: Penicillium olsonii
Lineage: Eukaryota; Fungi; Ascomycota; Eurotiomycetes; Eurotiales; Aspergillaceae
Source: the annotation of a GenBank genome assembly
AUGUCACUGACAUUUCAUCAUCGAAAACCAGGAACAAAGACCUCGGGAGAACCUGGGAAGCUAACAGACCUGCACAAUCUCAACUCGAGCCCACCUCUACCUCCGCACCUCUCCAUGUUCUCCGUCGUGGUCCCCGGACGCCCGUGUCUAACGGACAUCGUCGCAGUCGACGGCCAACCAAAUGGCCAAGCAACCAAGUUCGCUUUCACGAUUCCCUUAAGCGCCUCUCUCAGCGACAUAGUCGUCUUCUUCCUACCAGGAACAGUCCUACCUCCCAAUACCGGCGCAGCAAUCUACGCGCAGCUCCCAGACGCAAACGGCCAGCCCUCCGACUUCCGCUUCAUCGGCGCACUCGCAAACGAGAAACCUUCCGGCAUCUUCACCGUGCGACCACCCAGUCGCACAGAGGCCGAAGAAGAGGAUGACAUGCUAGACGAGAAUAGCGCCAAUGGCGCCGGUGUCCUGACGCUCGGUAUCUCGAUUGAAGAGGCGCAAAAUAUUGCGCCACAGCUUGCUGCUCUUGAGGCGGAGAAAUCUCAGAAUGGGUCGACGGCAUUGGUCAGUCAGGCUGUUGGGCAGAGGCAGAUUUCGACCAAGGUGUUGGCGCAACGCAUUAUUGGGAGUGCGUUCAACUUCUUGGCCAGUUUUGCGGAGUCGGAUAAGGGGCAGGAUGUCGUGCCUCUUAAAAGCUUCCAUAACUGGUGGGCUAAGUUUGAGCGUCGCAUUGAGGUCGAUCCUGCGUUUUUGGAGCGCGAGGACCCCAAUGCGAAUGCGUAA